Messenger RNA from Tetrapisispora phaffii CBS 4417, 3132 nucleotides. RefSeq names its product autophagy protein ATG9 (gene ATG9). The record is from RefSeq and is a predicted model, not a curated record. Gene Ontology annotation, cellular component: autophagosome; phagophore assembly site. Lineage: Eukaryota; Fungi; Ascomycota; Saccharomycetes; Saccharomycetales; Saccharomycetaceae. The transcript has a single exon. Gene Ontology annotation, biological process: protein localization to phagophore assembly site; autophagy of mitochondrion. The coding region runs from base 1 to 3132 and encodes 1043 amino acids.
AUGGAUACGAUAAAUGAGGAUAAUAAACUAUCCAGAGAUUCUAACAAAAAGAAAAAUAUAGAGCAGGAUCAGGAAAGGAUUGGUAGUGAAAACUUAAGUAGGAAUGUUUUUUUAUCAAGAGUUUUUGGUUUAAAGACAGAAGAUAUGUCAUCUUCUAUUAGAGAAGGUGAAAUGAGUUCAUUUCCCAUAGGUUCUAACAGCAAAGAUGGAUUGUCUUUGACUACAACUGAUAUAAAUGAUAAUGAAAGGCGAAUCCCGGAAUCGGAUCCUGGUACAACUACGACAGGAGAUGAGGAAGAUGAAUAUGAAGAUCAUAUGAAUAUAAAUGUAAAUAAUAAUAUUAAUGGUAUGCUAAAGGGAAAUCCACCAGGUAACAGUGUUUCAGCUUGGGGAGGUAACAAUAAUUUCACAAAUUCAAACUCGAAUGUUAACAGAUAUGAAUUUAUGUAUAAACGAGGUCAAGCCUCUAGUGAUGAAAGUGAUAAUUUAAAUAGCAGUGAGGCUAAUAUUACAGAUGAUAAUAUUCAUCUUGCUAAAGAUAAUAAAAAUAAAAAUAAUUCAUAUAUCCCAACUGAUAGAACAUAUACAAAACAUCCUGAUGGAAGCGGACGAAAAGCAUCCAAUGCAUCGGCUGCAAUGAGAGCUAAGGAAGUAUCUUUAUCGCAUAAUCAGAGCUUGAAUCAAAAUAAUAUGGUCAUAGAGUCUGAAGAUGAUGCUUCAGAUUAUUAUGGAGAUGAAGAAGAGUUCCUGUUUGCCAAAGCUCCUAAACGAACUAAUAAAGAACAUAAAAAUAGUCAAUCGUCAGUAUUGUUUAAAAACUUAUUACCUAACAUGAAGUCAAUGAACAAUUCUAAAAAAAAAACAAAUUUAUUUACAGCAUCAAAUAAAACUGAAAAUCAAAUGCAUGAGAGUCGUCUAAAUGACAAAAGAGGGACAAAGCUUAAUUCACUAUGGGGCGAGGAUUUAGCAACAAAAUUUCCGAUCAGAAGACCAAAUUUUGGUAAAAAUAUAAAGAUACUGAAUAAUACUCCACAACAUAAAAUUAAUACACUAAGUCCGAAGGAAAUUUCAUUAUGGAAAUGGGCAAAUGUUCAGAAUUUAGAUAUGUUUCUUCAAGAUAUAUAUAAAUACUAUUUGGACAAUGGGUAUUAUUGUAUUGCAAUAAAAAAACUUUUAAAUUUACUUACUUUAAUAUUUGUGGUUUAUAUCUCAACCUUUAUGACAUUUUGUAUAAAUUACCCAAAAUUUCAUGAAAGUACAACAUUUUCGGGAGUAAUUAUAGAACAAUGUUAUUCUAAGAAUAUUACAGGUUUUCCUAAACUUCUGCUGUGGAUAUUUUAUGUGUUUGUCAUUUUAAAAUUAAUCCAAUUUUAUUUUGAUAUCCAGAAUUUAUCAGAUAUACAUAAUUUCUACACAUAUUUAUUAGAUAUACCCGAUAAGGAACUACAAACAAUCCCAUGGAAGAAUAUCAUUCAACAAAUUAUGUAUUUAAAAGAUCAGAAUGCAUUGACAGCAAAUGUCGUUGAAGUUAAGGCUAAAAAUAAAUUAGAUCCUCUAAUUGUAGCAAAUAGAAUAAUGAGAAAGGAUAAUUUUUUAAUUGCCCUAUACAACCAAAAUAUACUUGAUUUGUCAUUGCCUAUUCCUAUGUUUAGAACUAAUAUUUUAACCAAAACUCUAGAGUGGAAUAUUAAUCUAUGUGUUAUAGGAUUUGCAUUUAAUGAAGAAGGUUUUCUGAAACAACAAUUUUUGAAAUCUUCUCAACAGGCAUACCUGACUGAGGAAUUGAAGAAGAGGUUUAUGCUUGCUGGUGUAUUGAAUAUUAUUUUAUCACCGUUUCUAGUAACUUAUUUCUUGUUACUAUAUUUUUUCAAAUAUUUUAAUGAACUUAAAAAUUCACCAGCAAGGUUGGGAGUAAGACAGUACACUCCCAUAGCAGAAUGGAAAUUUAGGGAAUUUAAUGAAUUAUAUCAUGUUUUCGAAAAGCGUUUGGGAUUAAGUACCAAACUUGCAGACAAGUACAUUAAUCAGUUCCCAAAAGAGACAUUGGACAUAAUCUUCAAUUUUGUGUCAUUUGUAUCUGGUACAUUUGUUACAAUCUUAGUUUGCUUAACUCUCUUUGAUUCAGAACAUUUUCUAAAUGUUGAAAUUACUAAAGAUAGAACGGCAAUCUUUUACAUAACUAUUUUUGGUGCUAUAUGGACAAUAUGUAAAAAUUCGAUAUCUGAGGAAUACAAUGUAUUUGACCCAGAGGAAACGAUUAAAGAAUUAUCUUUAUACACACACUAUUUGCCAGAAGAAUGGGAAGGUAAAUAUCAUACUGAAGGAGUCAAGAAUGAAUUUUGUAAACUAUAUAAUCUCAGGAUUAUUAUAUUGUUGAGAGAAUUAACAAGUUUGAUAUUAACUCCCUUUGUAUUGUGGUUUUCUUUACCUAAAUGUUCCCAAAAAAUUAUAGAAUUCAUAUCCAGCUCAGCAAUUUAUAUUGAUGGAUUGGGCUAUGUCUGCAAAUAUGCAUCAUUUGACAUUAAACAAUUUGAAAAUCAAGCCAAUGAAAGUCAACAAGAUACAAAUAAUAUUAAUACAAAUUCAAGACAUGUGAGAGAUACUGCAAUCAAUAAAAAUUCAGUUCCAAUUUUUGAUAACUUAGAAGAAGCAAUAAUGGAUAGCGACAGCGAUAACGAUGAAGUUAAUGGUAUCAAUAAAAUGAUGCAAUCUUAUAUGUACUUUUUGAAUGACUAUGAAAAUUCAGAAAACUUAUUAGGAAAACAUCAGAUUUCGCAUAGAGUUUUUGAUGAGACAAAAAACGAAGACAGGGUGCAGUACAAUACAAAUUAUUCUUGGAAGAAACAAUUUUCCCCAGGACAAAGACCAGAAUUGUUUAGAAUUGGUAAGCAUGCGGUAAGAAAUCCUACAAGCUUUUCAGGACCCAAUCGAAAUAACAAUAAUGUAAGGAGAAAAUCUAGUUUUUCGAAAAGAGUACCACUCACUGAAUCCUUUAUUAAUUCUGAAGUCCUUACAAAUCCUAAUCUUGCACAGUCUUAUAUGUUAAACUCUGAAGCAGAUGAAAAUAUGAAAAAUGAAGGAAUUCUAAAAAUGGUCAAAGACUACUAUAAAACAACUAAUAUAAAUAGUUGA